AUGCAACACCGGAUAUCACCUAGAACAAAGGCGACCCAUCCGGCGGCGCAUAGGUCCAGCAAGGACCCUUCUUCGGCUCACCAGCUUGUCCACCCAACGGACGAUCCAAAGAUCACGUUCGCUCCUCGCAGUCCAAGGGAUCAAACAAAGGAGCAAGAGCUCAUUUUGCCCAAGGCCGACAAGGACCAGCAGCCCAGGCACGACUCGCUCUACUCUCCAGAGGCACCUCUUCAUCUUCUCAUGGCAAAACCUGCUCGUAACAAUGCGCCAACUGUCAGUUCUGAUGACAGCGAUGAUAUCGAUAAGGAGGGAAGGGGGCACCGUGGUCAAGUUCGCAACAACGGGGAGGAGGAGGACGAUGACGAGGAAGAGGACGAUGAUGAUAGCGAAUACGACGAGGACAGCAUGGAUGACGAGGAUGAGAGCGAGUUGGACGACAGCGAUAUUGACGACGAUGAUUACUCGGACAGCGGGAGCGACCACACCGAGACAGAGUCCUCGACCCAUAUGUCUUUGGCGAGAGACGAUCCUCACCAGAUACUGCCAAUAAGUAGCGAAACCACUGUCUCCCAUCCCGCCAUUAACAUCAACACCAAUACCAACACCAACAACAGCAACGCUGUGUCGCUGACGACUACCCCUGACCUCUUGUCCAAAGGCGUUCACCCCAUCAGCGCACAGCGAGCUCAGCAAGAAGUGUUCAAGCAGCUGACCUUGGCGGCAGGCGCUUGGAACAUCAACCCCGACAGUAGCAAUAUGCAGGAACCCUAUCGUGCCGAAUAUAGCAGCACCGAGAGCAACUCAGGCAGCAAAAGCAAUAACGAUCGCAGUAUCUCCUCCACAAACGCACCCAUCCAUGUGAGAGACAACGGGAUGGAUGAGCGUGUGUUGAUGCUUGAGACAGUCAGGCCGCGAGACGGACGACCCUUGUCCUCGACCACACAUAGUCCAACCUCACGCGGUCACGCAUCUGCCUUACCGCCGUUACCAUCGACAGAUACAAAUACACCGACCACGCGGAUGUCUCACCAACAGCAGCAACAGCACCUCCAGCAGCAGAAUCGGCAACGGAUACCAGAUCAAGGCACAACUUCGAGUCGCUCUUCGACCAGUGGAUCUUUGUCGUCCCCUGGUGAUGCGUCUCAAGUUGCAAAAGCUCGGAUGCUUCCUUACGUGGAGGACGACGCCGAGGACGAGGACGAUUAUUCGGGAGAAGAUGAAGACGAGGAUGAGGACGAAGACGACUAUUCGUACUCGGAGGAUGAGGAUGACGAGGAAGAAGAGGAUGAGGAGGAUGAAGACUCGUCUUCUGAAUACCACUAUGGCGCCAAGGAUGACCCAACCAACAAGUCCAACAAACCUCGAGCACCACCACCUGGACAAUAUACCCGAUCCAUGUACACUCAUUACCGACCCCCGAGAUUGGAUGAGAACUACCUGCGGAAGCGAGCCAUCACCAAGCAGGUCGUCCGUAGGUCCAGCCUCACCGCUUUGUUGGGGGAGGUAUCUCAACCGGCACCACCUCCCCUCACUCUUCAAGCCAAAAACUUUACGAUCCAUCCUACUGGCUCGCCUCUCGGUCAACAAGUUCAUCAGAGCGCCCAAGUCGCACGUCGUCCAGGACUCACGGAUGUCUGGCCAGCGCCUGGUCCCUUUCCCGAGCCCCUGUCAGCACAGCAUCAGGAAGAGCACAACGCACUGAAGCCUUACAGUGGCAGUUCAGACAGUGGACGUACCACUUCCACCGUGCCUGGGCUUCGACCAGGCAGCAAUCUCUCCGAGCAGAACCGUCGACUCAUGUUGGGACCCAACGCAGCCGCAGCCGUCCUGUCUCAAGAGCCAAACCGACCACGUCGAACGGAUUCUGGAGUUGAGGUCAAGGGUUCGCCACAUCAGCAUCGCAGCUCCGGCUCUGGUAGUAGCGAUAGUAGGAACUCGAAUGAGCGCCAGUCGACUCGACGGGCUGACGUCUCGGUGACGGAAUCGUCGUCGCCGGUGCAGUCUUCCAACGGGCCAAGUCAAAUCCCCACCAUCAUCAUCGUCCCAGCUCGUCGCCCGAGAAUGAAGUCAGAAGGAGACGCUCCUGAUGUGCAGGAGUCAUCUUCGGUCGGGGCCAACUUUAAUGUAUCGACGACCGCUUCUCCGAACGGAGCCACAGAUGUCUCGCAGGUCGUCAAGCAGCCGUUAAAGUCCUCGAUCAGCUGCCAUACCUUCCCUCGCGCCGCUGGCAAGCGUGUUGGUCGGAAACACGUUUCCUGGCACCACUCACUCUUCCCUACUGAGCGUGUCCUGCGUGUCAAGCCAAGUAUACCCAGUCUGUCGAACGUUGCGGUCGAGUCGGCCGAGGCGACGCUUUCGCAGCUCCCCACUAUCCCUGUGAUGGCCAGGGACAAUAUCAAGGACUUUCAGCAAUCAAUUCGCUGUCUGCGCACCCUUUCUCGGGAAGAGAUCACCAAGAUGAGCUACAAGCAGCAAGGACGACAAGAGCUGACAUCGACUGUGCCUAUCUCCAAGUCUGCCAACGACGCAUCUUCGUGGUGGAGUCUCUCACGCUGGCUUAAAGGACCUCCAACAGUUGACAAGAGGCAUUGGAAGCCUGACUCCUCCCGCGAGACAUGCGCCUUUUGCUUUGCCCCUUUCCAUCGACUGACCAACCCACGCCAUCACUGCCGCAAAUGCGGCGAUAUCUUUUGCGGCAAAUGUGCAAGCGCUGAGAUCUUGAUGGAUGCCAAGAACUGCGUCUAUGUCCAGCAAUCCCAGCUCGCCCGGUGGUCGCGCAGAGUCGACAUUCAGCGCCACAACCUCUGGAUCGAUACUCUCCCACAGCUACACCCUGUUCGCACAGCUGCCGAAUCUGCCCUGGUUGCAGGAUCAGGUGUAGGUAGCGCGCCAAUGCUCGGAACAAUGGACGGCACUGGCUCAGUCGGACACGCGUCUGGAAUGAAUGGCGGCCUUGGCGGAGUCGGCAUGGGUCAGCGCAGUUUGAACGGAAGUGGCAGCGGAGGUAGACGAGGAUCCUGGCAAAUGGCUCCGUCGGCGAUGAAAAAGUCUCGAGUCAGUAUUUUCGGACUGUUUGGACAAGGGACCACAGGCACAGGCCCCGCACCUCACCAGUCGGAUUCGAGACGAGGCAGUGUCGACAUCAGCGCUGCCGAGAAUGUCUAUGCCAAUCACUACGGUCACCUGCAACCUCACCACUCUGUGGCCUUUUCAUUGGGCAGACGAUCCAGCUCGUCCUCUAUCUUGAGGGGUAAUAACACUGUGGGAGGAUCCGGACACAUGAUGAACAUGGGACCCUCACCUCUGGCUUUGAGCAACGAAGGUGCGAUCGCAAUGUCUCGGAGGAUGAGCUCUGGUGGCGUUGGUGAGGUCUGCCUGGCAAGGAUCUGUGUCGGAUGUGAGCGAGAGUUGCUCAAGCCAGUUCCGAGAUGUACUUCGAUUGCAAAGUACUAUGGCUCCCUCGGCCCCAGGAAUGGGGCGAGACGUCAGAUGCAUGGAUACUCCAGUCUAGGCCCCCAUUCAGGUCGACAGCAGCAGCAACCGCAGCACCAUCAGCAACAGCACCAUGCCAGUCCGCCUCGGCACCCUAUGGACGACAAUGCGGAUCGAGAUCCUGACCCAACUGUGACGGCACACAAUGACUAUCUUGCUCAUGGUGUUCGUCGCCACUCUCCCCUCCGACAGACAACGAUUUACUCGUCCAACAUGGACCACACUGCUGUAGAGCACCAGCCUCAACAACAACGACCAAUGUCGCCUGGAGGAGCGGGCACUGGAGGACAUCGACAUCAACAACAGCAACAAUACCACUACCAACAGCACCAGCAUAACAACGACAACCAUAAUGGCGGCUGGGCAUCGAGAGAUGAGCCUGUGGGACCCCACGGCGAGUCGAGAUACUGCCCCAGUGUCUUGACAUUCCAGGAACAACAGCUCCACUACACGCAGCAGACGAACGGACCUCUGUCUCGCGAACUGUGUUGA
This is a messenger RNA of Linnemannia hyalina, 3984 nucleotides long. The record is from the annotation of a GenBank genome assembly. Lineage: Eukaryota; Fungi; Mortierellomycota; Mortierellomycetes; Mortierellales; Mortierellaceae.